Terrapene triunguis (Three-toed box turtle) is the source of this 1289-nucleotide messenger RNA. It is a transcript of the gene ERICH2, whose product is annotated as glutamate rich 2. The transcript has 13 exons. NCBI's taxonomy places the organism in Eukaryota, Metazoa, Chordata, Testudines, Emydidae. The record is from RefSeq and is a predicted model, not a curated record. The coding region runs from base 1 to 1041 and encodes 346 amino acids.
AUGAGAGAGAGCUCUCCCGUCAACGUAAUAAAACCAUCUAAACAAGCAGCAGUAGCUAUGUCGCGGGUCCGCUGCUUCUUCUCCGGCGCCUUUCCGUGCCUGGGGAGUGCGGCCCUUGCUUCUAAACACCCUGCUUUUGUCUUCAGGUGUAAUGCGGUCUGGGGCCCAGGGACUCCCAGGACGACAACCCCCAAGGUCUCUGGAAUGCUGGAAGUGGUUGGACCAGAUGAUGGAUUUAUUCUAGAAGCCUGCUUGACAAUGUCAAGGCAGAACUGUUUAGAAAGGACAGAUGCCAUAAAGGACCAAAAGAAUGGACAAAAUGGCAGAUUACAUGUGUUUGGUCCAAAAGAAGAAGUGAUUAUUGAACCAAUUCAAACAAUGCCACGGCCGCAUGGAUUUGGACCAGAAUCUACAAACAAAGUUUAUACCCCAACAAAACAAAUCUCAUUAUGUGCAGCUAAAUCAACUUUUGGAAAAUGGGACGCUUCUGCAAAAACUAUAAAAAAGAAAAAUUCAUCUAGGAUUCAAGAGACUAAUUUAAGAUCACCCCAGUACAUACAAGAAACUACAGAUGAUAAAGAAAAAAAUUCCAGAAAUGUAGAAAAGCCAGCAAAUAAUGAACUCAGCACUGAAUUUCAGACAAAUAGUAUUGAGGACCAUAAUAUUGAUGAGCAGCUGUCAGAAACUACAGAUGACGAUGAAAGCAGCAAUGAAAAUAGUGAAAAUGAAGAUAGAAAAAUAAAUGCACCAAUAGAGUUGCUGGGAGAGUUCCUGAAAGCAAUUAUGGAUCAAGACUACAGUCUCUCAAAAAAACUUUGUCAGAUGAUUCUAAUCUAUGAACCAGAAAAUACUGAGGCCAAGCAGUUUCUUCCACUUCUUGAAGAAAAGUUGCUGAUGGAAAGUACACAGAAUUUUGGUGAUGAAGAGGGUGAAGAAACGGAUGAAGGAAGCAGUGAAGACAGUGAAGAGGAUACUAGCAGUUCAGAUAGCGGUGAUGAUGAAGGAGAAGAAAGUUCUGAUGAUUCUGAUGAAAACGUAUAGCAGUUUGGUAAUUCUGCUAUACUCCCUAUAGGUUGAUUAUUUUGAUUCUUCUGUACAGUCACUUUUUAAACACCAUAUUAAAAUGCACUGUUUAAUCAUUAUAACUUUUCUCCCUCUUAAACUGCUACAUUCUUUUGCAUAUAGAUUGCCUCCCCACUCACACACAGCCCACCAUACCAGUGGUUCUCAACCAAGGGUACAUGUACCCCCGGGAGUACACAGAGGUCUUCCAGGGGGUACAUCAACUC